GCACAGUCCUUAGGGUUUUGUUGGCGCUGGGUUCCGUAUGAUGCCGAAACCAUUUUAUUAUUUGCCUGGAAAUCUGAACCGCUAAACUCCAUUUCCUAUGGCAGCGAAGUCGAAAAAGCUUUUGAAAGUUAUAGAUGGAAUUCGUUCGUGGAAUAUUAGCUCAUGUCAGUCCAGUAAUUCAACGAAGUCUGCAAUUGACAUAGAAGAAUACCUAAAGAGUGAUCAUUUCCAAGUCGGAAAGAUAUCUUCACAUGGUUUUCCUUACCAACCGACAUGUAUCGCUUUCGACCCAGUGCAGCGAAUUAUUGCUGUUGGAACGAAGUCUGGGUGUAUCAGAAUUUUUGGAAGACCAGGAGUGGACUACAAUAUAUGUCACCCGUCAGCAUCUUCUGUUUUUCAGAUAUUUUUCCUUGUUAAUGAGGGUGGUCUGGUUUCCAUAUGUGGUGAUGACGUUGCUCAUUUAUGGAACAUAAGGCAGAAGAACCCGGAGAUAGUUCAUUCUUUGCAGUUUAAGCGUGAACAUUUGACAUGUGGACAUCUUCCUAUUGGCAGCAGUUGGCUUUAUCUAGGCACUGAUAAAGGGAACGUGAAUUUUGUCAGUGUUCAACGUUUCGCAACAUCUGGUUAUGUGAUCAAUUGGAACAAGGCUAUCGACUUAUCACAAUCAUCUCAUCCGGGAAAAGUUGUCCAGAUAGCCGAAAAUCCUCAAGAUUCGAAUAAGAUCCUUAUUGGUUAUUCAUCAGGAUUUCUUGUUCUAUGGGAUCUGAAAACAAAGCAGGCUGAUGCUCGUUUUAAGCACACGGAUAGUCUUUACAGUAUGGCUUGGCACUGGGAUGGGAAAAGUUUUCUUACAUCUCAUAAUCAUGGCCUAAUUGCAACUUGGUCGAUUCGCCAGCCCCAACGUCCAGUGUCUAUUAUUUGUCCCCAUGCCGCUGGUGAAGCUGUUCCAGAUGACUUAACAAAUUACGAACCAAUACGGUUGGUGGAAUGGUUGCCUACUAGAAAUGGAGAACCAUUCAUAAUCUUUUCUGGUGGUGGACGUUCUCCGGGAGCUCAAACAAUUGGGAAUAUAGGCCAGUCGUCAGUAACUACUACAAAUGUUACAUCUACGUCUUCAGUUAACUCAGAUCCAUCUGAAAUUGACCCAACUUUCUCAUCCCAGUACACAUCUUCAAGUUAUCAUACGUUAACAAUAAAAAGAGGCAAAAGACUAGUUGUUCUUCAGUUGGAUCAUAAACUUAUUCAGUUUACGCCUCUUUGUUUAUCUCCUUAUCCAAGUGAAACAAUGGAUCCUUAUGCAGUGGCUAUUCUGUUACAAGAAGAUCUUGUUAUCGUAGAUCUUUUAUCCAAUAACUAUGCAACUUUUGAAAACCCAUAUCCAAUGGAUUUACAUAGUUCUGCAGUCACUAGUUGCUUAUAUUUGGUAGAUUGUCCUGGUGAUUUAGUACCUGCUUUUUAUUCUGUCGGCAAUCGUCGACAUCGCACUCAAAGUGGUACAAGUGCUGAACCUGAUGUAUUCAGUAAUCGUGAAUGGCCUAUUACUGGUGGAGAAUGGGGUCUAAGCUAUCAACCAUAUCCUGAACUGAUCAUUACCGGACAUGCUGAUGGAUCUGUUCGAUUUUGGGAUGCAUCCGAAGUAACGCUUACACCGUUGUAUAAGUUUCGUACAUCGAAACUUUUCGGUAAUUCAUCAUUCAGUGCAAAUAAUACAUGUGAAACAGGCAGCACUUCGCCUUCGGAUACAAAGGAUAUAAAUGCUCAAUUCUCACCAAUUUUAUUAGCAACAGAAUCUGAUCCCUUUGCUAUACGAUAUAUGCAUUUCUGUCCAGAGUCUAGAAAGUUACUAACCGCUAGCAGUACGCAUACCUGCUUAUUGUACUUUAGUCGUCGAGAGAUAAAUCUGGAAACUUCGGUCAUGGAUAUCAAUAUGGCCUACGAUGGGUUAGAUGAUCUAGGUUUCACUUAUUCAGGAGGUAGUGGUGAUGCGUUUUCUGAUGAUCAUCAUUAUUCCACUGCUGAUAGUUUCACUGGCAACACAACUAAAGACAAUGCUCAGCAGUCACUACCUCAUGUAUCCAGUGGAAGCGUCAGCUCUUAUCAGUCUUUGUCUCCUACAGAAAAGGAUUUACGUGUGUUCGUUCCAAUACGUCAAGGAAAUAUUUACUGGCCACCUGGUUAUCAGCCAAUGCUUGUAUGUCGUGUAGGCAUACCUGGGUUAAGCUUUGAAUCAAAUACUAAAACAACUACUGAUCCUGCGGCUUCAUGUCUUAUCCCACCUCCGUCCAUUACAGCUAUAAGUAUGAAUUCAGCAUUUGGCUUAAUGGCUAUUGGAAGUGAAUUCGGUAUUGCUGUUAUUGACUAUGUCCAUAGGCUCUGCUUAGUGUCUGUUUCUUCGUCUGAUAUAUUGAGUCGAGGCCCUGUUAAUCCGUUUGCAUCGACUGGUGCAAAUGAGGUGAAAUUCAGUGAUCAGAAUAACUGUUCAGGUGGUUCAACUUCACUAGCUAACACGAAUAGUCCGAAUACUCAGUCCACCUUGAAAACCACCCAUUCAAUCUCAGAUGCUGUCCAAUCCAGUGAAUCAUCUGUUAGCACUUAUGCAACGCGACAUGUGCUGACAAGAGCUACAGCUGUCAAGGGUGAACUGAAGCGUGCAAAGUCUCAAGUGGUGCUGGCCUGUCGAACAAACCAACCACCUCGUCAACAAGGACAAACGUCUUAUGCGCAAAAUCCUUCCUCAGAAAAAUGCUCUGAUCUUGCGCAGUUUUCUCAUCCAGGUAGUUUAAGCACCAGCACUAAUUCGUUGGACAAUUUAAAUUGUGAAGCAAUUAAAACAAUUCUGUUUACUGAAUGGUCGUCUUCUAAACAAGACCAGUAUAAUGGGCCGAAUAUAUGGAUCGGCACCUCUCGUGGAUGUGUUGUUGUUUUAAAUCUGAAGUAUCGAGUUCUGAAUAAUACUCCUAUAAGUCAAUCCUACAAUGUUGCUUCCUUAUAUCGUUUACGUGGUGACAUAAUUCACAUUGCAAUGUUAGAUAUUACCGGUGAUAUUAUACCAAAUCCUUCAGAACGUUGGGAUGACUCACCUUUUAUCAAAGGCGGGACAACUUCUGAGCUUUCGAAACAAGCAUCUGUUUUAUCAUGCUCAUCUGUAUGUUCUGGAGGUGCUUCUUCAGUUCAUGGUGGUGUCGACGCUUAUGGGUCAAGUGAUGCAGGUUUAAAGUCAGGUGGUGGCGGCGGUGGGGGAGGAGGAAGUAGUAGUACUCGAGCAAUGAAAGAGUCGAUUUCUCGUCAAAAUACUGUUACCACACAAAUAUCAUCUGCAUCAUCUUCUGGUCAUUCCGGUACUAUAGCGGCCAGUAUUGCAGGUGGUGGUACAUUGCAGUCAGGUGCUACUACUGGACUUGACUCUCCAACAGGAUCUAAAGGCUUCGUUGAUUCUGAUCGACAGCUUGUUGUACUGUGUUCGGAAAAACAGGCUCGUGUAGUUGCACUUCCCUCUCAAACGUGUCUAUAUAAGGUCAAAAUAACCGAAACAAGUCAAGUGGUACGUGCUUCUGUACAACGUUUUCGAUCGUCUCAUAAUAGUGGCGCAUCGGGAACAUCUAGUUUUCUUGCCUGUUAUCUGGCAAAUGGACAUUUUAUUGCCUUCUCUUUACCAAGUUUACGUUUGUUAAUGGAUAUGGAUUAUUUGCCUUAUACAGAAUGUGUAACUCGAUCAUUUGCCUUUGGUCAGUAUGCACAAGCUGUGUAUUUGGCUUCACCAUCGGAAUUAACUAAAAUCACGUGGUCAUCAGAUGUUUGUGCUAAUUUACGUGAUAUGCAAGGUGAGAUUUUCUUACCAAGUAAUAUGCCAGAACCUCCUAAGAAGAAUUUUUUCAAAAAUUUGCUGAGUGGAAAUUUGACGUCUUCAUUAGAUCGAGAUGAGUUGUAAUCUUUUAUGUCGUACAACUCCUGCAGUUAAGUUUCUUUAAUUUGGUGUAAGUUUAAACUGCACACAUUCAGUCUUUUUUAUUUGACAUCCGCUGAUUGGUCUGAUUAGAAUAAUUAGCUAAAACUGUCUCAUUUUCUUUCUUGUUGUUUCCUACUUUUUGAAGACUAUGAUACUAGUUUACAGGUUUUUUUCCUACCACACCACUCACUGCCUUAAUCUCAGUGAAUUAGACAUUGAUUCGACUUUUCCGAUUCACCAUUAUAUUUGUCUGUUAUUAAAAAUGAUUCUGAUGAUAACUUAUAAACUAUACUGAAUUAUAUGAUCUGAUUUAUAGAAGAUAAUUCUUCUCAAUAAUGAAUUGCUUUGCUGGUCGUGGCAAGUUACAUUGAUAUGAAGAUUUUGCCACUGAAGAUCAAAGUGAUGUGCAUGCAUAUUGUCAAUUAAUUUUACAUGACUAACUUUGAUAGACUACUGCUCCAUGAAAUGGAUAAAUUAAUCUCAAAAACGGAGAACUUUUGAAUUCCCCUUUCCAUGCCAAGGUUUCAAACGACCGAUAGAACUUUCAUAAGGCUUAAAUAGCUUGUAGGUAGGUGGUCAGUAGUAUUCAGUGGUAAUAUAUAUAUAUACCAUUUCCCCAACACAAUGAAUUCAGUUGCAUGAUUUCAAAUUGAAAACGCUUGACUGGUUAAAAUCGUCUUGCGUAUUAGGAAAUCAUAUCAUCACAUACAAAUUCUUUAUUCCUCGUAUUCCUGUAAACUUGGUCACUUCACAGUCUCUAUAAAAGUAAGUCAAACAUAUACUCAAUACAAUCUAGGAAUUUCGUCCACUGAUACAGUUCAUUUAACUGUCUCUUUCUUUGAAUGUGCAUCGGUAGUAAUCCUCAAAGAUGAAAAAAAUUUUUAAAUUACAAUAGUUUAUAGGGGAAAAAUGUUGAAUGACGUAAUUGCUUUCAUCUGCAUGCAACCAGGCGAGAAAAAAGAGAGAUUCCUCAAAAAACAUACCGUUACUUCAUAAUUGUUUCCUACAUAUCUUGAUUCUACUCAUCAUGUUUCCUACAACUUUUCGUUGUAAUACAAUAUCAUGUUUCGUGUUCUUCAACAGUACAUACCACUUUUCUGCAAUAAAUUUCAAGUGUUUGUUUAGGGAUUGUAUGUUAAUACACGCUCUAAUGAGUGUAUCCUGUGGGUUUGAUACUUGUAAUAUAAUAAUAAUAAUAUAAUGAUCACUUUUUCUAAGCCAUAUUUUUGAUACAUUACAGAGUUUUCAGUAUUUUUAUACUGCCAUACAUUUAUUUUCUUUGAAAAAGUUUAAAAAAAAGCCUAAUAAUAUUACUAGCAUUAUUACUAUUAUUAAUUUUGAUGGAGUUAAUAAUACAGGAAUGAAAUUGCUGCUGUUUGUCUCCUGAUUAAAACGUUUGUUGUGUAAUUUUCGCUCUCUCUCUUACAUUUCUAUUUUCAUGUAAGAUGCGUGAUAAAUAACUGAUGACUGAAGUUUUAUAUUUAGGUGUGUGUGUGUGUUAGCAUGUAUUCUUACGGAAUUAAUUCUUGUUUCCCUGAAGAGACACAUGCACAAAGUUGAGAAUAAAAAUGAAUAUUCAGCAUCCCAUAUGAUUACUCUAGAUAACGGCUCCCGUUGCUUUAAAUGUUUUUUCAGCUUGUUGAAUGAUGGGUACACCACUGACUGACUCUGCUUUUAUACCUUUAUAAUCCUACAAAAUGUAACAUAGGCUCUUUCCAGUAGUCCACGAAAUAAUAAAUAGGAACGAUAAAGAAGAAUCGGUAACAUAUGGGAAUUUCAAAAUUGAAAAAGAAAGGACUGAACUAUGCCAAAGAUUCCUAUCUUUGUUACGAAAGAGUGUCUGAAACUCAAUAAUACAUGAGACAACCAACAAAGAUAAUAAAAAAAGUAGUGGUGAGAUAGCCAACGUUUGAUUUAUGCCAUACAAUAGUUCUAUCGGUAUUACUAGAUUCAUUCGACUGCAUUAAUCAAAUAGUGAUUGUCUAAGCCUUUAAUAUAAAUAAAACGUCUAACUUUGUGUAGGAUUUGAUUUAAAAGCGUUUGAAGAAGAUCACUGGUUAGUUUUAUUUAUCUAGGCGGAUAUUACUUUCAGAAACGUUCAGUCGGGAAACAGCUGGCACGGAGACUUUCAGACUGGUAGCAGAGGUGAUGAAGUCAGCUAUUGCAAAAUAAUAAUAUAAGGAACAGAACAGAAAUUGACAAAAUAAAGAACGUUUAGAUACACUGGCUGUAGUAAGCAAUGAAGUGGAAUGUCUUCAUUCUUUCAAAGAUGUGUCAUGGUAAGCUUAUUUUUCAGGAGAAACACAGGAACAGAGUCUAAAGAUGAAGUGCAUUGUAAGAGAACAUGGCUUGCAAACUUCGUGAAUGUUUGUCUGUACUGAAAGCAAUUUAAUGAUGCAAUACAAUAGGGUGUACCUAGUACUUCUGCUGAGUUUAUAAGCAGUAAUUUUUUCGAAAAUAAAUGUUAUUCAACUAAGUGGGAUGAGCAUAUUGCUGAGUGUGUUUAUUGUGUUAGUCAAGGUCACCAUGAUUUUACACUAUACAUAUUGUAUACGAAUUUCUAGUUUAAAAGUCACUAUCCAGAAAUUAUCUCCCUACUAUUAAUUAUAUAUGUUACUAGUCAUGCACUAAUACAUAAUAUUGUUAAAUACCAGCGUAUUAUUCAUUCUCAGUUAAACGACAAUGAGUAUGCUUGAGACUGAAAGUGUUUACUUUGUAUUGUGCUGUAUUAUUUCUAGAAAAGAGAAGCACCUAAACUACUUGAUAUUUGAAAAUAAAAUGAAUACAUUGAACGUAUCUUACUCUCAGUAUUAAGGUAGUUAUCAUAUUUGUACAUCGUGAGCAUUACCUACCUCAAAGGUUUGUUAUCUUGGUAGAUUCCAUAAUUCGUGGGUGGUGGAUAUAAAGUCUGUGAUAUUUUCUGGCAUCUUGUGAAUACUCUGUGGAUAUAUGCAAACUAACAAAGCAUCGUAACAUUAUGUUUAGUUGUACACAAGUAUGGAAUUUUCUAUUUAACCAAAAGUAUAAGUUACAUUACCAACAAUGCAUUUUCAGUGGACUGCAAUUUUACUGAAUAAGCUGCUAGUUUUCCUUCCUUUUACUGGUUGACAAAUUUUUUUAUUUAAAUGUUUUGCAAUAACAAGCACCAGGGUGAAUAGAUCUAGUUUAAAACUAACUUUUUCUCUAUUCACACUAAAUCAUUGUGUUGGGGUAGAUUUCAAUUUUUCUGAGUAGUGAGUCUCACAAACCAUAGUUUUAAUUUGCAUCUCGUCUAAUGGCAUACCGAAUUCGCCUUUGGUUACUUAUUUUUACUUCAGUUGGUGAAGCAAGUUCAGGGAAGGGGACACCUGGUGCUACUACUCUACUCCCAAACGCUCGUAUGGAAAAACUGUCUGGUCAAGCUGGUACUGCCACCUCCGAAAUCGCACGAGCUCGAAAUGCCGCUAUCGAACGAGGUGAACGACUGCAGCAAUUAGAUCUGCAAACUCAAGAGAUGGCUGAUCAAGCUAAAGGUUUUGGUCGUUCCGCUGCUAUCCUUGCUGCCAAAUAUGAGAAAAAGGAUAAACGUUGGGGUUUACCAUUCUAACGAAGUCACUACUGCAGUAAUUCGCUUUUGCUCAUUUCUUUUAACUGACUGCACUCAGGUAACUUUGCAGAAUUCGUAUUUUGGGGCCUACAAGAACACAUUUCGGGACUGUUUGACGUAUGUAGUACCACUUCCUUCAACUCCGCACACUUAACCUUAAAUGCAAAUAAUGAGCAGUGCUUUUUCUUAAAGGAAGAUAAGCCAGCAGUGUUAAUAUGCAUCCUUAAAUUUUCCUCAAUAUAUAUAUGCAUUAUUUAGCGCUUAAGCUUUAGGAACUUAAGUAUGAAAAUAUCAAUGACUGGUCAUCACUGUGAUCUGCUGUUUUCCGUAUUAAUACAGUUUUGAAAUGCUUGUUUUUGGCUCAUUUGUUCAAAGUUAUCAUCAAAUUCUUCUGUUUUAUCAAGAUGUUAACACUGAAAUUAUCAUUCUUAAUCGUAAACAGAAUUUUUGUUUAUGACAUCUACGAAACUCAUGUUAUCGCACACCAUCAUACUCAUCAGAAACUUCUUAUUAUAAUUUACUUUUAUUGAAAGAAAUGCAGAAAUUCCUUCUUUCAGCUGAUUUAUCUCAACAAAUCUGAGUGCUAUUUUUGUUGUUGGUCUAUUAACAAUGUAAUAAUUUCUUGUCUCACCCCCAUACACGAUAUAUAUAUAUAUAUCAACAAAUGCCCUAGUUUUUGUUAUCCUAUUAUUACAACAUAAAUUUACGAUUCAUUAUUUCAAGAGGAAUCACCUUUCUCAAAACUUUCAUAUCACAUUCCCAAACUGUUGAUCAUUGGCUCAUUUUGCGCAUUCAUUAUUUUUCAUUUCGUAUGUUCCUAACAUCAUUUUACUUAGAAAUAUAACAACAGAAUUAAUUUGUUUUUUUUUUCUUUAAAACAGCUUCGCGUGUACGUUAUAAAUUAUUCAGUAAUCUAAAAUGAAAUUCUGAUUAGUAAUCAAUAACUCAUAACUUGUCAUCCUGCUUGUACGACAUGUCACGAAAUUUGCCACAUUAUCUCGUAAUUAUUUGGUUGCGGGCAGAUAUAC
Trichobilharzia szidati is the source of this 8560-nucleotide messenger RNA. Lineage: Eukaryota; Metazoa; Platyhelminthes; Trematoda; Strigeidida; Schistosomatidae. The record is from the annotation of a GenBank genome assembly.